Molecule: messenger RNA, 3234 nt
Organism: Aspergillus versicolor CBS 583.65
Lineage: Eukaryota; Fungi; Ascomycota; Eurotiomycetes; Eurotiales; Aspergillaceae
Exons: 8
Coding region: 1-3234 (1077 amino acids)
Biological process (GO): transmembrane transport
Cellular component (GO): membrane
Molecular function (GO): transmembrane transporter activity
Source: RefSeq, a predicted model, not a curated record
AUGCGGUUCUUCGGGAAGAAGCAUGCAGCUGACAGCGGCGCUGUGACUGAACCUAAAAACGAUACGCACAAUGAUUCUAUGCCGAAUGAUCUUGCGCCAGCCAAAAAAAUCUCGGACCCGGAGAAAGAACUAGCUGGCUAUGCGAACGAAUCCCAUACUGCCCUACCCCAGAUGCACUCCCCACGCGUUACUAUUGACCCCGAGCUUGAGGCUCGGGUAGUGCGGAAACUGGAUUUGCGGGUUCCGACUCUUCUGGGCUUCUUGUAUCUUCUUGCUCUCCUGGACCGAAGUAAUAUCGGAAAUGCGAAAAUUGCUGGAAUGGAAGAGGACUUGAACAUCCACGGAAACAUGUAUCCAUGGCUCCUGACGAUAUUCUAUAUAGCUUACGUAUUGUUCGAGCCUCUUGCGUUAAUGUGGAAGCUUAUGCCACCGCAUCGAUGGGCUGCGAUCACUGCUUUGACUUGGGGCAUUGCCGCAACGUGCCAGGCGGCUGCACAGAAUUGGGCUGGAUUAAUGGCCCUGCGCUUCAUCAUUGGUGCAGCAGAAGCAGCUUUUGGGCCGGGGUCCCCCUACCUGCUAUCCUUCUUUUAUGGCCGUCGGGAGUUAGGGUUACGCUGUGGCCUUUUUGUAAGCGCAGCACCAUUGAGUAACACAUUUGCUGGAGCCUUAGCCUACGGUAUCACGUCAGGUCACUCCAAGUUGGCCAACUGGAGGCUAUUAUUUUUAGUUGAAGGAGCCCCGUCACUUUUGGCUGCUGGCCUGGCCUAUUUUUACCUCCCAGACCACCCUUCUUCUGCGCGGUUUCUAAAUGAGGAGGAGAAGGAUGUUGCGAGGGCUCGAAGCCUUCGUCGCAGUGGUGAGGCUGAGCGCGUGAGUGGAGUUAACUUGAAAGAGCUCGCAAAGACACUGUUAGACGUGAAACCCUGGAUUACGGCGCUCAUGUACUUCAGCUGCAACGUGAGCUUCUCCUCGCUCCCUGUAUUCCUCCCGACAAUCCUGAAGGAUAUGGGAUUCGAAGCAGUCGAUGCUCAGGGCCUUACGGCCCCGCCGUUCUUCAUUUCAUUCCUCUUCAGUAUCCUGACUACAUGGCUCUCUGACCGACUUCAACAACGGGGCCUGACAAUUGUCCUCUUUUCUUUGGUGGCUACAGUCGGAUACGCUCUGCUUGCAGGUUGCACAUCCGUCGGUGUCCGCUACUUUGGCGUGUUCCUAGCAGCCGCAGGAGUUUUCCCAUGCAUCGCAAAUAUUCUGCCUUGGGUUCUUAAUAACCAAGGCUCUGACAGCCGACGUGGAAUGGGAAUCGUCAUUCUCAAUUUAAUUGGGCAAUGUGGGCCUUUUCUAGGAACAAAUAUCUUCCCCGAUAGUGAUGGGCCGCGCUAUAUUCGUGGUCAGUCCGUGUGCGCCGCAUUUAUGUUUUUCAACGCCAUUCUCGCCUUGUCUUUGCGGUUCCUCCUAGUUUGGGAGAACAAACGUUUGGACAGGCAGCAUGGCCCCCAAAACGGAUCUGCGGUGAACGAUAAGGGACAUGCUGUGGGAGAGGAAAAUUAUGACAACACCCACCUCUAUGGCAUUGUGGACAUGGGGAGCAACGGCAUCCGAUUCUCCAUCACUGACACUUCCCCACCAACCGCCCGAAUUAUGCCAACCGUCUACCAAGACAGGGCUGGGAUCUCUCUAUACGAUGCGCAAUUCUCCGGCGGCCCCGGCACCAGGCUUCCAAUCCCAGCUGAGAUCGUCGAGGAAGUAGUGGAGCGACUUGUCCGAUUCCAGGGAAUCUGCGAGGACUUCCAAGUUCCGCGGGGUAAUGUCUACGUUCUUGCCACCGAAGCAACACGUACAGCACCGAAUUCCGAGGCUUUCAGGGCUCGGAUCAAAGAGCAGACUGGAUGGGAAGUGCGUCUUCUAUCGAAAGAGGACGAGGGGCGGAUUGGUGCUUUGGGGAUUGCGAGUAGCUCGCGCGUUGUUGCUGGGCUUGCGAUGGAUUUGGGCGGUGGAAGUACGCAGAUUACGUGGGUGAUUGCUAAGGAUGGAGCUGUGACUACUUGUCCCAAAGGGUCUUUUAGUUUUCCGUACGGGGCUGCGGCGUUGAGUGCAAGGUUAGAGCAGGCUAAGGCUGCUGGGAAGAAGGCUGAGAAGGCAUUGACGGAGGAGAUGAAGGAGAAUUUCCGGAAGGCUUAUGAGGAGCUUGAGAUCCCGCAGUCUCUGAUAGAGAAUAGCAAGGCGGAGGGGAAGUUUGAUCUCUAUCUUUGCGGCGGGGGGUUUAGAGGUUGGGGGUAUGUGUUGAUGAAGCAGGCUGAGGUUAGCCCGUACCCGAUUCCGAUCAUCAACGGGUUUCGGGCCAAGAGGGAGGAUUUCCACAACACUGCAGCCGUUUUACAUGAAGUAUCGGGUUCGCAAAAGAUAUUUGGGGUGUCGAAACGCCGUGCAUUGCAGGUUCCGGCCGUUGCUGCGUUGAUAGACGUGCUCAUGGAUGCCUUGCCAGCGAUUACGCAUAUCCAGUUCUGUCAGGGAGGUGUCCGUGAAGGCUUCCUGUUUGACAAACUCCCACAGGAAGUUCGCGCCCAAGAUCCCCUCCUUGCUUCGACUAUACAGUAUGCACCUCCGUCCGCGGAUGACAGCAAGAGGCUGCUUCUGUCCGCGUUGCCGGAGAACGCAUCUCCGAUUGAGUCCUUCUACCCACCUUCGUCUUUAUCCCCACAAUUUCUUGCUGCUAUUUGCAACAUUCUAUUUGCUCAUUCUCGGGUGCCUAGAGAGUCUCGUACUGCAGCCGCUUUACACAGUACAACUACAGGUUUACUAGCCUCCACCAACAGCAUAUCCCACGCCGAGCGUGCAAUGAUGGCGCUCAUACUCGCCGAGCGUUGGGCAGGGGACCUGGCACCAACAGAAGAGGCGUACCAAAAGAACCUGAUGCACUGUAUCUCCGCACAAGAAGCAUGGUGGUGUCAAUAUCUCGGCCGGGUUGCAGGUUUAAUUGGAGAGGUAUAUCCAGCAGGCCGCGUGUCAGACACACAUUGGAGGGUACGGCUGGAGACCGAGUGGGAUCAUGUCAUCAAAAAGAAAGAGAAACGCGAUUUGCUGCGACUCAAAGUCCAAUGGAAUCGAGACACAGGGACGAUAUCGGGAAUCACAGAGAACUGGCUGCGGGAUCGGGUGGAGAAGGUCGAGAAAGCUGGGAAGAAAAAGAGCUGGGUCCGGGCGUAUGGGGUCCGGUUGGACGUGGUCGUGUGUUAG